AAGACGUACUCAACUGAAAGGUGAAUUAUGUCAUGCAAUGCAACAGGAAAUACUUUAGAAUACCAUCAUGAACUCAUAGCUGCACAAACGCCACCUUGGUUUCAUUUAACUUCCGGUCUGAUACUUCUUAUAUCAGGGGUGGGAUCUUUCAUUUCGAACGGUUCUGUCAUUUUUGUAUUUCUGAUUAAAGAAAGGACACGUAUAACUAGAUCAAAUAUGUAUAUUGCCGCAAUUUGUUGUUUGAACUUGAUAAUGACAACGUUUGGGACACCUAUGGUGGUAAUGUCAUGCUUUAACAACGUAUGGCUCUUUGGUGAAUCUGGCUGUAGAUAUAAUGGCUUUUUGAUGUCGUUUUGCAGUCUUGCAUCAAUGCUUCUUUUAACCAUGAUUUCCGUUGACCGGUACAUAUAUGUUGUUCAACCAAAUUUAGCAAAAUAUCUGUCAACCACAACAAGCAUCAUGUCUAUAAUUGUGUGCUGUCUCAUUACAUUUGGUUUUGCAAUUAGCCCUUUGUUGGGAUGGAACCAGUACACGUACGAAGGAGUUGGUACCUCGUGUGCGAUAGAUCUGGUUGGAGAUAGCAAUAACGGAGAAUCAUUCAUCUUGGCUCUUUUUGUUACCUACUUUGUUAUGCCAGUUUUAGUGAUGAUAUUUUCAUAUGGAAAUGUGUAUGCAAAGGUGAUGAAAGAUUCUAAGGCACACUUAAGAUCGAGUCUGACGAAGAAAUGCUUCAACAAAGCAAAGCAAUGUCGAAAGAAACUUACUAUGGAACAAGACCUUGCAGUGACAACCACCAUUAUCAUAGGAUUCUUCUUGAUAUGUUACACACCAUUUACAGUCCUACUUCUGUGGAAAGUAUUGAAUAAGGAUGCUGAAAUCGACCCUCUUACAAUGGCAAUACCUUCCAUGAUAGCUAAAGUAGCAGGAAUUUUUACACCAUUUGUUUAUUUGAGUCGAAACAAGGUCUUUAGAAAACAUGUGUUGAAUGUAUACCCCUGCUUUAAAUCGAAGAAUAGAGUUCAUCAUUUUAACAAUAUUGAACAAACACGGAUCACUACGGUAACUGUAAAAGACGAAACAACAACAAACGCUCAUUCUUCCAAGAAAAGUUAUGACGAAAUACAAACAGUAUUCUAAUGAACAAUGAAAUUGACCAUUGUAUAUUGAUUGAAUAUCAAGUUUUC
This is a messenger RNA of Mytilus trossulus (common blue mussel), 1184 nucleotides long. RefSeq names its product rhodopsin-like. Lineage: Eukaryota; Metazoa; Mollusca; Bivalvia; Mytilida; Mytilidae. The coding region runs from base 28 to 1137 and encodes 369 amino acids. Gene Ontology annotation, cellular component: plasma membrane. Gene Ontology annotation, biological process: cellular response to light stimulus; G protein-coupled receptor signaling pathway; phototransduction. The transcript has 3 exons. Gene Ontology annotation, molecular function: G protein-coupled photoreceptor activity. The record is from RefSeq and is a predicted model, not a curated record.